CAGCGCGAGAGACAGUCAAGAGACAGUCGUGAUCGCGCGCGCUCUGUGGAUAAUUCAAAAUCCCGUCUUGCUUGAACUGUGCACCUGCUCUGGGACAUACGAAACCCUAACCUGCUGAAUAAAACAUGGAGCACAGUUUAUCCUUGUGGACUUACGACAGCAAAUUUCUCCACCACAACAUCGCGGAUUUUUUCACCAGUGUACAAGUUACGCAGGAUAUACCAGCCGGAACAUCUUUCGGACCUUGUGUUCUUCAUAAUACCUUUUAUGAUCCUAUAGCCUUCAUUGCACUGAAAUCAUUUGACAAACGGAAUAAAUCAUAUGUAUUUCGGGUAGAUCCUGAGGCGACGAAAGGCUCCCCAUUAGUUGUUCCUUGGCUACGAUUGGUGCAGGCUGCAAUGAACGCAGAAGACCAGAAUACCGAGGCCUUCUUGAAGGGUGGACAGCUACAUUUUCAGACUAUUCGAGAUGUGAAAGAAGGCGAGGAACUGCUUGUUUGGUACGACGAGGUGUUGUCUCAUCUUUUGGGAUUCGGAGACUUAAAAACAAAGGCCUUGACAGAUGAUUCGGAUAAUAUCUCAGACACACUCAAAUCAAAGCCUGCUCUAGGAUUCAGAAAUGCGUUGCCCGCGCAUCUGUUGCACGGUGAUUUGCCGGGCACCCAUGCAGGUGGGGUGAUGUCCACCCCACUGAAUUCAGGAGGCUCUUACUAUUACGCGCCUGAGCACGGGACCAGGACUUGUUUGACAGUCCUCCCAUCUACCUUCACUCCAUUGGGUGUUUCAGUUCAGAACUGGUGCGCCAAAUGUAACCUCUCAUUUCGAAUGACAUCCGACUUGGUGUUUCACAUGCGGUCACAUCAUAAAAAAGAGUUCGCUGCGGAGGCUCAGGUGAAGCGGAGGAGAGAGGAGAAACUCACAUGUCCCAUCUGCAAUGAGUACUUCCGAGAGCGUCACCACCUCUCACGUCACAUGACCUCUCAUAAUUAGACUGAAAACUCUAUCGCACUUUAUUUGAGGCAACUGUUCACGAGAUGCUAUGAGGUUG
This is a messenger RNA of Xyrauchen texanus (razorback sucker), 1047 nucleotides long. Its product is annotated as PR domain zinc finger protein 8-like. NCBI's taxonomy places the organism in Eukaryota, Metazoa, Chordata, Actinopteri, Cypriniformes, Catostomidae. Gene Ontology annotation, biological process: regulation of DNA-templated transcription. The transcript is spliced from 4 exons. Gene Ontology annotation, molecular function: protein binding. The record is from RefSeq and is a predicted model, not a curated record. Bases 126 to 989 code for a protein of 287 amino acids. Gene Ontology annotation, cellular component: nucleus.